AAUUAAAAUAAUACUAAUCACCUGUUUAGUGAGUGAAGACUGAAGAUAAAGUUUAAGUGUUUUUAAAUUUAAGUAGAAGAUGCAGAGAGAUCGAGGAAGGAGUAAGAAGGAGAGAGCAAGAGAACCUCAUCACACUCACAGAUACACACACUCACUGCAUUUUCCUCUUUUCUUUUCUCAGAAAAAAAUACAUUUUUUUUUUCCGAGAAAAUAAACUGAAAGAAUCAGAUCGGAAAAACAAAACAAAACAAAGGGCUCUCUCUCUCAUAAAUGUAAUGCGAUUCAAGCACGAGAAGAUACAGAGAGCGAGUGAGAGAUAAUAAAAGGAGGCUCCUUUGAGCAGAGCGAAGACUGUGUUUUGAAGAGAGAGAUUUUGCGGCGUAGUAUUAUAAUGGGUGGCUCGUCGGAAGAUUUGAAAAUCGAUAUCAUGCCGCCAGAAGUGGAAGAAGAGAAAGCUAGAGAAAGCAGUUGCUGCAGCAGCUCUGAAACAACCAGACAUGAGGAGGAAGAACAAAGAAGCCCUAGUUGUACUACGGAGGAUUUCACGGCUUCUCCUGUCUCUUCUCGUUGGUCUGUUAAGAAUAUCGACGACGGAGAGAAGAAGAUUGGUUCGGAUUGUGUCAAACAUUCGAGGGUUUCAGAGAUUGAGAUGAUGAAAGAAAGAUUUUCCAAGCUGCUACUCGGGGAAGAUAUGUCAGGUUCUGGGAAUGGUGUCUGCACAGCGUUAGCUAUUUCAAACGCAAUUACUAAUCUUUGUGCUACUUUGUUCGGACAACUAUGGAGGUUAGAACCACUACCUACAGAGAAGAAAGAGAUGUGGAGAAGAGAAAUGGAAUGGCUUCUUUGUGUGAGUGAUCACAUUGUAGAGAUGACCCCAACUUGGCAAACAUUUCCUGAUGGAACCAAACUUGAGAUAAUGACUUGCAAACCAAGAUCAGAUCUUUAUGUUAAUCUUCCAGCUCUCAGGAAACUAGAUAACAUGCUACUCGAGAUAUUAGAUAGUUUUGAGGAGACAGAGUUUUGGUAUGUUGACCAAGGAAUCAUGGCACACGAAUCAGCAGCAACGGACGGAUCAUCUUCUUUUCGAAAAUCUUUUCAGAGACAAGAAGACAAAUGGUGGCUUCCCGUUCCACGGCUUUCACCAGGAGGUUUACAAGAAAACUCAAGAAAACAGCUGCAGCAUAAACGCGACUGCACUAAUCAGAUACUAAAAGCUGCUAUGGCCAUCAACAGUAUCACACUCGCUGACAUGGAAAUCCCUGACUCAUACCUUGAAUCUCUUCCACGGAAAGGAAGAUCCUGCCUCGGUGAUUUAAUCUACAGAUACAUUUCGUCGGAUCAAUUUUCACCUGAAUGUCUUCUUGAUUGCCUUGACUUAUCCUCUGAACAUCAAGCCAUAGAGAUAGCUAACCGAGUCGAGUCAUCAAUCUAUCUAUGGCACAAAAGAACUAAUUCCAAACCAGCUACUAAUUCUAGAACUUCGUGGGGAAUGGUGAAAGAACUAAUGGUUGAUGCAGAGAAGCUAGAGUUAAUGGCGGAUCGAGCUGAAAGUUUAUUGAUUUCUUUGAAACAACGGUUCCCAGGUCUUCCUCAAACUGCUCUAGACAUGAGCAAAAUCCAAUACAACAAGGACAUCGGGAAAUCAAUUCUGGAAAGCUACUCGAGAGUUCUAGAGAGUUUAGCGUUCAACAUUGUGGCACGUAUCGACGAUCUGCUUUUUGUUGAUGAUCUUACAAGAAAUUCAUCUGAACAGAUUCCGACAACAUUAGGCAACGACGCUAAUGACGCCCUCAAGACCAUUGCAUUACCUGUUUCGAACUACACAACUCCGAGCUAUUCACCUUCAAAACAGGAUCUCCGAUCAUCAAUGACAGUUCCACCAUCUCCUUCACGGUUCAAGAUUCCUCACAGUAGCAGUGUUAAAAGGGUUUUGACAGCUUACGUAACGAAGAACGAACCUAGUAGAUUAAAGGAUCUUCCAGUAGAAAGAUUGAGUCAUUCCCAUUCUUCGUCCGGUGAGAGAUUGUCUCUAGAGAAGUGCAUGAAGGAGUCAUUGAAUGUGUCGAACCUUGAUCCUGGGAUUUGAAUUACUACUGCUCCUUGGAAAAGUCUCUGUUUUUUGGAUCCCUUUUCCUACAUCUUUUAUAAUGUUUAUUUUCUUCUUGUGUGUAGUUUAGAUUUGUAUUAUAAUAAUUGGAAAGAUGGGCUUUGACUUUGAGAUUACACAAAGGAACCAAGUUCGAAGAUUA
Molecule: messenger RNA, 2249 nt
Organism: Camelina sativa (false flax)
Lineage: Eukaryota; Viridiplantae; Streptophyta; Magnoliopsida; Brassicales; Brassicaceae
Product: rop guanine nucleotide exchange factor 7
Molecular function (GO): guanyl-nucleotide exchange factor activity
Source: RefSeq, a predicted model, not a curated record